Messenger RNA from Cavia porcellus (domestic guinea pig), 930 nucleotides. Its product is annotated as olfactory receptor 2AP1. Gene Ontology annotation, molecular function: G protein-coupled receptor activity; olfactory receptor activity. The coding region runs from base 1 to 930 and encodes 309 amino acids. Lineage: Eukaryota; Metazoa; Chordata; Mammalia; Rodentia; Caviidae. Gene Ontology annotation, biological process: G protein-coupled receptor signaling pathway. The record is from RefSeq and is a predicted model, not a curated record. The transcript has a single exon. Gene Ontology annotation, cellular component: membrane.
AUGAAAAAUAAAACGAUACUGACUGAGUUUAUCCUUCUGGGUCUAACAGAUGUUCCUGAACUUCUGGCAGUAAUUUUUACAUUUUUUUUCAUCACCUAUAUACUCAGCAUCACUGGAAAUACUAUCAUCCUUAUCCUCACUGUGUUGGACUACCACCUUCAAACACCGAUGUAUUUCUUUCUACGGAACUUUUCCUUCUUGGAAAUUUCCUUCACAAACGUUUUUAUUCCCAGGCUUCUGGUCAGCAUCACAACAGGGAACAAGAGUAUAAGCUUUGCUGGCUGCUUCACUCAGUAUUUCUUUGCCAUACUCCUUGGAGCAACAGAGUUUUAUCUCCUGGCUGCCAUGUCCUAUGAUCGCUAUGUGGCCAUCUGCAAACCUCUGCAUUACAUGACCAUCAUGAGCAGCAGAGUCUGCAUCCAAAUGGUUCUCUGCUCUUGGCUGGGGGGGUUAGUGGCUAUAAUACCACCAAUUAGUCUGAUGAGUCAGCAGGACUUUUGUGCAUCCAACAAGUUGGAUCAUUACUUCUGUGAUUUUAAGCCUCUUCUAGAACUCUCCUGUUCAGACACAAGCCUCAUAAAGAAAGUUGUCCUCCUUGUGGCAUCUGUGACUUUGCUAGCCACUUUGGUACUGGUGAUUUUCUCCUAUACAUUCAUCAUCAGAACUAUUCUGAAGCUACCCUCAGCUCACCAAAGAACAAAAGCCUUUUCUACCUGUUCUUCCCACAUGAUUGUCAUCUCCAUCUCUUAUGGAAGCUGCUUCUUUCUUUAUGUUAAGCCUUCAGCAAAAGAAGAAAAUGCAUUUAACAAGGGAGCAGCUCUGCUCAUCACUACCAUUGCUCCCUUAUUGAAUCCCUUUAUUUACACCCUAAGGAAUCAACAGGUAAAGCAAGCUCUCAAGGAUGCAGUCAAAAAACUUGUGAGUGUUUAA